UCUCUCUCUCUCUCUCUCUCUCUCUCUCUCUCUCUCUACAAUCAACCCAUGGAAAACUACUCCUUCACUUCAUACCCUGACUCCGGCGAAUCCUCGCCGCGCUCACGAGAAAUCGAUUUCGAGAAUCCGCCGCCAUGGGACGAUCAGCCUCACCAGAACUACAAAGCGAAGUUCAUGUGUAGCUAUGGCGGCAAGAUCCACCCUCGUCCUCACGACAAUCAGCUGUCUUACAUCGGCGGCGAGACUAAGAUUCUCGCCGUCGAUCGUACCGUCAAGUUCAACUCCUUCAUUUCUAAGCUCUCCGUUCUCUGCGCCGGCGGCGCCGAUUCUGAAGUGUCGUUCAAGUACCAGCUCCCCGGUGAAGACCUCGAUGCUUUGAUUUCUGUCACCAACGACGAUGACCUUGAGCACAUGAUGCACGAGUACGACCGUCUCUACCGUGCUUCUGCUAAGCCCGCGCGAAUGAGGCUUUUUCUGUUUCAGGGUCCGUGUCAGUCGGGUUCCGGACCCGAAACUCCGAAAUCGGACCGUGAACGCUUCGUGGACGCUUUGAAUUCGGGUCCGACUGAGCCUCCGAAGGCUCCGACGCCGAACCACGUCGAUUUUUUGUUCGGUUUGGACAAAGGAGUCCCUCCGCCGCCACAAGUGGCUGUGAAGUUCCAAGAUUCUGUUCCGGAACCCGUGAUCCCGCCGGUUCCUGAAUUUCCCACCCGUGUCGUCGGGUCGGAUCCGGUUAUGAACCCGGUUGAGAUCCAGAGGCAAUUGCAGGAAUUCCAGAGGUUACAAAUCAGUGAACACGAAGCGGCUAUGUACAGAAGAAAAAGCGAUGAAAACCUCGUCGGACCUUACGCCGGAGAUUACUACGUUCACAAGGUACCGGAAAAAGCUCCUCCGGUAACUGGACCUCCAAACGCAGGGUUUUGGCCAGAAAAACAAUUCUCCGGUGGCGGUUUCCAAACGAGUGCACCGGAACAACAGAUGUACAUGAUUCCAACUCCUGGUACAGUCUACCAUGCUGCACCAAUGGUCCGACCGGCAACCGGACCAACCACUCAAGGGUACUACCACAACAUGCAGCGUGUUCCCAACGACGUUUACCGGGAGCAGCCGGUUUAUAAUAUGGUCCCACAACAACAACACUCCCAGCCGCCGCCGCCGCCGCCGCAGCAGCAGCAGCAGCUGCCACAGAUGUCAGCUCCACCACAACCCGUUUUGCCGCCACAGCCGCCGAAAAUGGUGGCUUACACGGAGGGGUUCGGAGUCAUGCGACCGGGUGGCGGUGGUGGAAUGGGGGCCGUGGAAGCGGGUGGAGGCUACGCGCCGAUGGUGACGGCGGCAUACGACGGUGCGGUGGGGAGGCAAGUUUAUUAUACGCCGUAUCAGGGUGUCGGCACGGCGGUUAGUGGUGAUAUGAGGGCAGCUGGGGCGUUGGGUCAAGAGGGUAAUAAGGUAGUUAACAAGGUUUCACAAGCAUCUGUGUGAUCAUGAUAAUAUAGUUUACAAUCAAAAAUUGGAGUAUAUAUAGUUACUAUAAUUUCAAUAUUUAAGUUAAUUCUGUGUUUAUUUGUUUUGGUAUUUAAUAUAUGAUUAUGAUGAUUUGUAUACACUAAUGGAGAUGGGAAUGAGUUUGUCUUUGUGAUUA
Messenger RNA from Quercus lobata, 1642 nucleotides. Its product is annotated as Octicosapeptide/Phox/Bem1p family protein. Gene Ontology annotation, molecular function: protein binding. The record is from RefSeq and is a predicted model, not a curated record. The transcript is spliced from 2 exons. Bases 49 to 1482 code for a protein of 477 amino acids. Lineage: Eukaryota; Viridiplantae; Streptophyta; Magnoliopsida; Fagales; Fagaceae.